This is a messenger RNA of Dentiscutata heterogama, 166 nucleotides long. Lineage: Eukaryota; Fungi; Glomeromycota; Glomeromycetes; Diversisporales; Gigasporaceae. The record is from the annotation of a GenBank genome assembly.
GCUGAAUGGUUGGUUAAUGUCAUCUCGUCUCUUGGCAGAAAUUAAUCAAGCCAAGGAAAAUAUUAAUCAUGUAAUUAAAGUGACUACUAAUUAUCGCACUAAAACAGUGAUAAUGUAUACCCGCUCAAUGAGUUCUGUAUUUUUCGGUGUCUUCCGCUAUGGCGUG